UUUUCCCAUCAUAUCAGAGGGGGAGAAGGAGCUUCAACGUCUCCUUGUCAGGUGCGGCGGCGGGAGAAGACAUUAUCGGCGACGAGGGGGAUGGAGGACUGCCCGCGGAUGAAGGCGACUGUUGUGACUGACCGCUGGGCGAACCUUGCGAGGAACGAGUGCUCGGGCGGCCUCGCGGCGGAGACGGCGGUGAAGGCGCUGGAGGAAGCCCGGGGGAGGGGUUACGUACGUCAGGGACUGCUGACACUCCUUCUUCACUCGCACUCUCCUCAGGCUCAGGCUCUGGCGCAGGGUUUGGAGGGAGAUCUCCUCGCGCUUGACUUGGAUCGACAGGGCGAGAAUGCCGUGAGGUGGAGCGAGACGCGAGGGUGCUGUGGGGACCAAGUGGCGGGGGUAAUCCUCCUCAAUCGAUCGGGGUGUCCGAUUUGGGCACGGUUGCUGCUCGCAGCGGUAGAGGGCAGUCUCAGGGCCGUCUACGAUGUAGACGUCGAUGAGAUCUUGAGAGUCAAAGGCAUGAACCUGGCCUCGACAGGCAGCCACGGUGAAUGGGGGGAGGACGGGGAGAGUAAAGUAGGGGUGCACACCACCCGACCUAUAGGAAGUGAAAAAGGACAAGAGGUCGAAACUGAGGUCCCUAGGGCAGCAGAGGCCGGCUUAUAUACAGGGGAGGUUAAGGGCAGGCUGUGCGCGUUGGUCUGUGCGCAGCUGGUCCGUGCACAGCAUGCCGAUGCGGCCCCGGGGGCCGUAGAUAACGACGUGUCCAUAUCAGGUAAGUAG
Messenger RNA from Postia placenta MAD-698-R-SB12, 777 nucleotides. RefSeq lists its product as hypothetical. NCBI's taxonomy places the organism in Eukaryota, Fungi, Basidiomycota, Agaricomycetes, Polyporales, Adustoporiaceae. The record is from RefSeq and is a predicted model, not a curated record. The transcript is spliced from 7 exons. The annotation marks the transcript as partial.